Molecule: messenger RNA, 2559 nt
Organism: Scheffersomyces stipitis CBS 6054
Lineage: Eukaryota; Fungi; Ascomycota; Pichiomycetes; Serinales; Debaryomycetaceae
Gene: ARO80
Product: Aro80p
Exons: 2
Biological process (GO): aromatic amino acid catabolic process; positive regulation of transcription by RNA polymerase II
Cellular component (GO): nucleus
Molecular function (GO): zinc ion binding; DNA-binding transcription factor activity, RNA polymerase II-specific
Source: RefSeq, a predicted model, not a curated record
GAGCCCUUCAACUCCGGAUCUGGUUCUGCGCAUUCCAAGCUCAGAAGAAACUACAGAGCCUGUCUUAAUUGUAGAGUCCGUAAGGUCAAAUGUGACUUAGGUCCCGUAGACAACCCGCGAGAAGGCAAAUGUGCUCGGUGUUUACGAGAAAGAAAGGAUUGUGUUUUUGUAGAGCUGAAGCGAGGAGGAACUGCCAACGUAGUUAGUGGGAGAAAGAGAAGGAAAAGAAGCGAGAGCAAUGUAUUGGCCAGAGGUGUAUCUGGUUCUCCGGAAGGAAACUAUACACUUUCCGAACAGUCCUCUCGGUCAAGUAGCAAUAACUUAUACAACCAACGAAGCCAGUAUCCGAUUCUCAAUCAGGAGUUCAAUAAUCAAAUGCCCCAGAUGCCAAAAUUGCCUCUGGUAAACAGCAUUUUGAAUUCCAGAAGUUCUGGAACGAGUUUAGCUCAACCACAGGUCAGUGUAAAUGAGAAGUCGCUGGUAACUCCUCAGCCUGAAGCCACAGAGAGCCAGAACAACGACAGUAAGAAUAACGGGCCCAGUAACCAUUUCUCGACUAUGGAAGGUGCAUUAGUGUUUUUGGCGAAAGCUGCGGGAACGAUAGCUAAAGCUGAUGAAAGGGAUAAUAUCGAUGGCAGAGCGAAACAAGAACAGAUCGAAGCUAGGAUUAGCCACAGCAACAGCCAUAGCCAAACUCCGACUGAAAUUAUGGACCGAAAUCAGGCUUCAAGUAUGCCGGGCUCUCGAUCUGAUCCUGGGAGCAAUAUGGCCAGUAUUCUCAAUAGCGGCACUUCCUCUUCUGUGGAACAACCGUCUGUAAGUUCUGAAACUAGAAAGUCUUCUUCCACUGUUCCAGCAUAUAUCAAGCCUACGACUGAAGCUGGGAAGCGAAUGACCAUGCCAGCAGCUGAAAAUGGCUAUUCAGUACGGCCGCGUGCUUCUAACAAACUAUCCAGCAUUGAGUAUAUAGGAGGACCCAAUGGUAUCUUAAGUGAGGAUGAGGCUGAAAGGUUGAUCCACUUGUUUUUCACAGUUAUGCAUCCGUACUUUCCACAUUUACCAAAGUUUUUACAUUCUCCCAAGAUCCUUUCUGGGUAUCCCAUUUUACUAUGUGCCAUUCUUACCAUUGCUUCCAGGUACCAUACGUUUGAGAAUAACGUUGGUACAACCGGUGGUGUUCCACGGAACAUUGAAGUUCACGACCGAUUGUGGCUCUAUGUUCAGCGUUUGAUUUCUCAGACGGUUUGGGCUGAAGCCAGUACUCGGUCCAUAGGUACUAUUUUUGCGUUCUUGCUCUUCACUGAAUGGAAUCCCAGAGCCAUUCAUUGGAGAUGGUCUGACUACGCCAACAAAGCGGAAGAAAAUAACGAUACAGAUAGUGGGCUUAGCGGAUUUUCUGCUGAAACUGGUGGUGCCAAUAUUGCUAGUAAAAACGAUGAACCGAAUAUGGCUGGGUUAGGUGCCAUGCGUAGGAGUUAUAGAAUGGCGUGGAUGUUGAUUGGAUCCUCAGUAAGAUUGGCUCAGGACAUGGGAUUUAUGGAAAUCAGUCCCAAGACGUUCAUUGCAACUCACGUAGCGGAAAUUAACUCGGUAAUGAAUAUCAGUAGAAGUUCCAUGUUGGCUCAUUCCUUGGCUGAAGUAGACUUGGAUGAAGAUGAAAUAUCUGAAGAAGACAUGGAGCAAGACGAGGAUGACGAUGAUAAGAUAUUGAAGAUGAGCGAAGAGGAUCUUAAGAGACUUUCUAGCGAGCACGUUCUCAAAUUCACUUUAUCACAGAAGGCACAAAUCGAGUUGUUGCAAAUCAUUUCUUUGGGGCACGAGUCACUUUACGGAUACAAGGCUCAAUUGGGCAAUAUGAACCAAAGACAAAACUUAUCGAUCUUGAAUAUCAUUAGUCCUAUGAUCAACAACUGGGGCAGAAAGUACAAACAGUUUCUUGUUGCGUCCAAUAAGCUCUUAAGAAUAACCAACAUCCAACAGCAUUGGUACAACCCUUCGUCAAAGAUAGCAAAGGAAAUUUCUGAAGCGAUAGAACGAGAGUCUUUGAUUUUUGAGUUCAAUUAUGUAAAGUUGUACAUCUAUUCCUUAGCAUUAAGUCCUUCACCACGGGCCAAAUAUGAGCAGCGCAGAAACAGAAAGGGUAAGGCAACUUUGAAACUAGAUGAAAUAUCGAAAUCAGCUAAGUACAUCGAACAGGCUUUCAAAUCUGCCAAUGAGAUGUUAUUGGUAGCUCACCGUGUUCACAAGUUGAAAAUGUUGAGAUUUAUGCCCGUUAGAUGGUUAACAAGAAUGGUUCGAGCUGUCGCUUUCAUUGUUAAGUGCUAUUUGACCAUUACUGCUCACAAGAAUUCAGCGAAUGGAGGCAGUUCAUCAGUAGCAAACUCUGCAGACAACUUUGAUUCUACGAUCUUAUCGCUAUCGUUGAUUUCUAUCGAGGAUAUCAUUCAAAGCAUUCAGAGAGCUGCAAUAACCUUGCGAGACUGUUCACCCGACGAAUUGCAUUUGUGUACAAGAUACUCCAAUGUCUUAAUGUAUUUGUGUUCGGAAAUGAAAGCAAAG